UACUUAUGUUUUGUUUUUCAACAACAUAUCUCACUGUUCAGGAUGAUACGUAAAGUGUUCUGUUUGAAAAAGAAUAAAUGCAUACCGUGUUUAAUAUUCUGUUUGGUUAUUGCAGGAGCAUGGCUUUACUUGAAGUUAGGGAUGCGAUAUCUACCGGAAAUAGAAAUAUUUACAGACAAAUGUAAGACUGAUGGACGAUACAUUAUAAUUUAUAACAAAUCACGGCAUGGUGGUUGUCGAACCAAUGAAACAAAACUAUUACACACCGAUUAUAGUACAAAUAAUUCAACUCCUAUGCCGUCCAUCCCGGUAUAUCCAUUGUUCCAGUCAGCAAAAGAAGAGGAAUUUCCAACAACAAACGGACAAAUACCACGUAUUCCUCACAUCAUACACCAAAUUUUCACAGACGAAAUGAUACCAGAAAUGUAUAUAAAACAUAUUAAAUCUUUCAUAAAACACAAUCCUACGUGGGAUUACAGAUUCUGGACCUAUCAAUCCGGUCGAAGACUUCUGCUAAAAACCCAUCCAUAUCUUGUUAAGUUAUAUGACAAAUUUGGAAAUAGUGUCAAGCGAUCCGAUCUACUUCGUUAUGCAGUGCUGUAUGAGUUUGGCGGAUUUUAUGCAGAUUUAGACACGGACAACCUGCGUCCCCUAAACAUAACUACAAUGAAAUACGCUUGCGUUGUUCCAGUUGAACCAUUUGAACAUAGUGCUUUGCUAUACAAUAUGGUCUUUGUAGUGAACAACGGAGUCAUGAGUUGCCGUGCAAAACAUCCGUUUUUCAAGCUGCUUUUAUCAAACUUACGAUGGGCCACUCCAAGUGGCAACCCUGUGGAAACCACAGGUCCUGGGUAUGUUACAAGAACAUUUAUUCAGUAUAAUCAUAUCGGUCUCGUAGACACUGGUAGGAACAAAACUGACUGGACCAGCAAUUCUCCCUAUUUCUAUAAAGGAGAACUGAGAGAGGAUGAUAAUAACUCUGUAUACGUACCUAAUUCACAGUAUUUCAUGGACAAAUUGGAUCCUAUACAUGUAAAAGAAGACGGGAAAUUCACACAACUCUGUAAAAGUAUGGAAACUUUAUCACUUCUGAAACAAAGAGCGUGUUCGGAGUUUUACAGACGGGAAGAUAUUAGAGAGAAAAAGAAAUAUACAUUCACUGUACAUCAUUGGUAUCAUUUAUGGUUAAUGAACAAAACGUCUAUUUAUCGACUGAAAAAGAUCAGUAUAAAUGAUAUUGCUCCAAAUUGUAUUCUAUAUAAUGGAUGAAACAUGAAUGUGAUAGCCACAUGUUACUGUUCUUCCAAUGCAUGUAUAACACAUGUUGUCACUACUGCUAAUAAUUCGCACAUUAAAUGUAUAUGGUAAAACAUUUUCUAUCGCAUCCAUGAGUCAUUCUAACAUUCGUAUUUUAAUUUGGCACAUAAUUUCACCAAAUGCAUCCCCGAGGCUUCUUAGAAAAAUGCAGUCAUGGUAGUUUUUCUCACUAUCCUGAUUUGAAAACAGAUACCACCCAAUUUGCACUUUGAAAUGAUUCGGAUAACCUUUGCUUCUGUAUUCAUUUUCUCUGAAGAAGAAAACUGUAAAUAUAAAACAAAUCUUAUUAGAUGAUCGAAUAAAUCCUCCAGUUAAAAGAUUAACACAAAGUUUAGCAAGAAAUCCAGUUUUUGUUGUUGAAAUGCAUGCAUCAGGCAAGCUGUAAAUUUUAUUAGGCACUAAGAAACGCCCGGUUUAUUCUUUCCCUGUGGAUAAUGCAACCGGUUGAUUUCAAACCUCUCCCCCUAAUAAGUUAUUCCCUCUAGAUUGUGUGCACAAACAAGGGCGUAAAAACUGAUCGAUUGAUUGUUUCGCCAUGGUAACUCCACACCAACCUAGUUCUUACCUUUUACAUAAAUGGAUAAAACAAACCAGUUGUUUUGUUUUUAAUCCAAAUCAGUUAAGUUUUCCACUUCAAUUUUUUGUACAUAAAUAAAGGAGGUAAAAAAACCUGACCGGUAGGUUCUUUCUCCUCCGGUAUGUGAGUUUGCUAAGUACAUGAAGAAUAGACGUGAAAUGUAUGGUGGCAUAUUUCUGCAUACGGUAAUCAUAAAAUCUUCAUGAAAAUUUUAUGAAAUUUUGAGAAAAAAAAAAUACUUUUCGCGAAAAAUUGAAUAAAGUUUCGUGAAUUUAGGAGAAGGUUUUCAUGAAAAUAUUAUCUGGUUCUCGAGACUAUAUGUCAAAAUAGUGUCCAGUACUGCAUAAAGACUACUUCUGUUUUCAUGAAAAAAAGUUUUGCGAAAAUACAUGUUUUGUUGCCAUAUUCUACAUAAUUGAAGAAUUGAAGAAAUAUGAUACCACCGAAAAGCUAAGAAAUUAAAUAACUUAUUUCCCCCAAUAAUACAUAUCUACAAACCUUAAAAACAGAUGUAAAGAGGCAGAUAGCACCAGUUGAUUCUUCCCCUAACCACUGUCAAAAGUUCUUUAAUUGACUGCUUUAGGAAAAAGUUGAAAACGCAUUUCUUCAGAGACUACUUUGCAUUAUUCUAAGUUUUGACUGAGUUUUAAAACAGUGAUGCUGGUGACAGUGAUAGAAAUUUAAUGUUUGUCUGUGAUAAUUGUAUGUUAGUAAUAUUUUAAAAUAUGGUAUUAUCAUUGACUUUAAAUUAAUAAUUGCUAUUUUGAUUCGUUUUAAUUAAUCUUAUUUAAAAUAUUUUAUAUUUAAUAUUUUAUUUCAACUUGUAUUGUAAAACGCCAUUGAAUAUGUUUUAAAUGUAGAAAUAGGCGUUUAAGCAAAUAAACCAGUUUCAGUUUCAGUUUCAGUUU
This is a messenger RNA of Mercenaria mercenaria, 2802 nucleotides long. RefSeq lists its product as uncharacterized. Bases 43 to 1269 code for a protein of 408 amino acids. The transcript is spliced from 2 exons. Gene Ontology annotation, biological process: mannosyl-inositol phosphorylceramide biosynthetic process. Lineage: Eukaryota; Metazoa; Mollusca; Bivalvia; Venerida; Veneridae. Gene Ontology annotation, molecular function: mannosyltransferase activity. The record is from RefSeq and is a predicted model, not a curated record.